This is a messenger RNA of Halteromyces radiatus, 1617 nucleotides long. RefSeq lists its product as uncharacterized. Lineage: Eukaryota; Fungi; Mucoromycota; Mucoromycetes; Mucorales; Cunninghamellaceae. The annotation marks the transcript as partial. Gene Ontology annotation, molecular function: metal ion binding; 4 iron, 4 sulfur cluster binding; GTP 3',8'-cyclase activity. The transcript is spliced from 4 exons. Gene Ontology annotation, biological process: Mo-molybdopterin cofactor biosynthetic process. The record is from RefSeq and is a predicted model, not a curated record.
UCUCGUCCGGUAUCUGAAUAUCUAGUAGAUUCCUUUGAUCGUCAACAUACUUACCUUCGUAUAUCUCUUACGGAACGAUGCAACUUACGAUGUACGUACUGUAUGCCCGAAGAAGGUGUCCCAUUGACACCAUCACAACAACUUUUGACAACGGACGAAAUUCUCAAGUUAGCAGAAUUAUUUGUACGAAAAGGGGUAACCAAGAUUCGAUUGACAGGAGGUGAACCUACGGUACGACCAGAUAUUAUAAACAUUAUUCAAGGUAUUGGUGAACUUAAAUCACAAGGUCUGCAGAGUCUUGGAAUCACGACCAAUGGUAUUGCGCUCAAAAGGAAAUUGCAGGAUUUUCAUAUGGCUGGCCUGGAUUCCGUCAAUAUUAGUUUGGAUACCCUAGAUCCAGACAUGUUUCAGAUUAUGACAAGACGAAAAGGAUUCGACAAGGUAAUGGGUGCAUUAGAUGAAGCCAUACGAAUCGGGAUCCCUCAAGUGAAAAUCAACUGUGUGGUGAUGCGUGGAGUGAAUGAUGAUCAAGUGCUUGACUUUGUGACAUUGACGAAGGAUCUUCCUAUCAAGGUACGUUUUAUUGAAUAUAUGCCAUUUGAUGGAAACCGAUGGAAAAAAGAAAAAUUAGUACCAUAUCAAGAACUUGUGGAUCGGAUAGAACAAACAUUGGGAAAGAUGAUGAAAUGCAAGGAUGAUGCUCACGAUACAACCAAGCUCUAUCAAGUAUCUGGAUAUCAGGGAACUGUUGGCUUUAUUACUUCAAUGACAGAUCAUUUUUGUCAUACUUGCAAUCGUAUUCGGAUCACGGCAGAUGGUAGUCUCAAGGUGUGUCUCUUUGGUAAUGCGGAAGUCUCUUUACGUGAUAUUUUACGGAAACAGGAUGGUGAUGUGGAACAAGAAUUACUUCAGGUGGUAGGCAAGGCAGUCAAGAAAAAGAAGAAACAACAUGCUGGCAUGUUUGAAUUGGCAUCAAGGAAAAAUAGACCCAUGAUUUUGAUUGGCGAAAACUCUUUAGUUUCGAUAUUAAUACUUAUUUUAAUAACAGUGUCAACACGAUUACUGCCACACAACAACACUCGAUGGUAUACAACGAUAAGAAAAAACGACAAUGGAACUCGCUUGACACAUACGGAUCCAACAACAGGCGAAGCACGUAUGGUAUCAGUGACGGACAAAACUUCAACGAAGCGGGAAGCAAUAGCUCAAGGACGGAUUCUAUUACCCAGCCACGCUUUUUCACUUUUGGAAACUAAUGAACUACACACAGCCAAGGGUAAUGUACUCGUGGUAGCUCAGAUUGCAGGUAUUCAAGCGGCCAAGAAUACAAGUCAAUUGAUUCCUCUUUGUCAUCCUUUACUACUGGGCUCAAUAGAUGUCAAAUUAUGGCUUAAUAAGGACGAUUCAUGUGUGGAAUGUUCUUCGCGGGUAGAAACAACCGGUAAAACAGGUGUGGAAAUGGAAGCAUUGACAGCAACUAGUGUGGCCUUACUCACUGUGUUUGAUAUGUGCAAGGCAGCUAGCAAAUAUAUGCAAAUUCAAGAUAUUCGCGUAGUGCAAAAGACAGGUGGUAAAUCGGGUCCAUGGCAUUGGCAAGAUACACACAAUACAUUGUAG